UCUUUUCUGAAUGAUUAAGCCAGGCUUCUUGAAACAUUUCACUAGCAAGCAGAGCCAUGACAAUCUUCUAACAACAAAGUGAAUGAGAAAUACAUGUAGUCCAGUCUCUGAAGUCAUAUAAUCUGCUGUAAAAAAAACAAAAAAUGGGAAAAGGAAAGAGUGACCAUCCCAAAGAUGUGAAAAGAAAAGAAGAGGCAAAGAUGCAACUCAAAAGAAAUAUAGGUUAUUUUGAUGGAGUAAGUUUUAUUAUAGGAUCUAUAGUAGGGGCAGGGAUCUUUGUGUCUCCCACGGGAGUGUUAAAAUACUCCUUGCUUAACGUCGGUGUUGCACUUACGAUCUGGACUGCUUCUGGGCUAGUUUCUCUGCUGGGUUCCCUCUGCUACGCCGAGCUGGGAACGGCUCUGCCAUUAUCUGGAGGUGAAUACAGCCAUAUUAAAAGAGGCCUUGGAUCCCUGCCAGCCUUUGUGUUCAUCUGGACAUCCACGUUUACUAAGCCGGCGUCGAACGCUGCUCGAGCCUUGCUGUUCGCUGAAUAUGCCACCCAGCCCUUUUACGGCAAGUGCCCCGCACCGCAAGUGCUGAAGAAAUGCUUGGCCUUGGCGGCUCUCUGGUCCCUGGGGAUUUUGAACGGGCGCAGUGUCAAAAUGGCUGCAUGGGUACAGACGGUUUUCACUGUGCUGAAGAUGAUGGCGCUGUCUGUCAUCGCCGUCGGCGGCAUAGUUCUGCUCCUGGGGGGCAGAAAGGAGCAUCUGGCGAGAUUCGAGGAUGCGUUCGGUUCGGAGAUUCCCAACGCGGUGCAGAUUGCCGAAGCCUUCUUCCAAGGGCUAUAUGCAUAUGGUGGUUGGUGGUCCCUCAAUUACAUGGCAGAAGAGAUUAAGAACCCUAGUAGAAAUAUUCCUUUAACUGUGAUGACUGCUGUUCCUGCAGUAAUUGUGUUUUAUUUACUGGUAAAUGUCUCAUAUCUGACUGUCCUCACACCUAAGGAAAUUGUCUCCUCAGUUGCUGUGGCAGUCACUUGGGCUGAUCGAGUGAUUCCCUCUGUUGCCUGGAUCAUUCCUCUGUCUGUUGCUGUCUCAAUAUUUGGUGCCCUCAACAGCAGCGUGUUCACAUUAGGUCGAUUAAGCUACGCUGGCAGUCAGUCAGGACAUUUACCUAUUUUAAUAUCUAUGCUUAAUGUCCACUCCUGUACUCCAGCACCAGCCAUGAUUUUUUCAACCAUCAUUGCAUCCAUUUUUGUUAUCCCCUCUGACCUUAUUACGUUAACAAAUUACUUUGGAUUUUCUGCCUGGCUUAUGAUUGGAUUGACUUGUACAAGCCUGAUUAUACUUCGGUACCGGGAACCUGAUCUACAUCGACCGUAUAAGGUGUUUCUACCAGUUCCAUUUGUGAUGGUGGCAAUGUCUUUCUUCUUAGUUUUAGCUCCUAUUGUCUGGUCUCCAAAGCUGCAAUACGUUUAUGCUUUCCUGUUUAUGCUGGGGAGUCUCAUUGUUUAUUUGCCUUUUAUACAUUUUAAAUUGCAUUUUGCAUUUUUUGAUAAAAUUACUUGCUACUUACAGUUACUGUUGGAAGUUUCUCCUGCUGAUGGAUGUGCUGACAGCAAAUAUGAAUAAUGGUAAACGUUUCAUCCCUGUACAACUAACAGCCAAUAGAGGAUUUUCUUUAAGGUUGCCGAAGCCACAAAUUACACGUUAGGUGUCAGGUGUGCACGUGCCUCUGUGUGUAAAUGUGUGCAUAUAUAUGUCAUUUAUAUGCAUAUAUUUUUAUGCAAACAUCUAUCUUCAUGAGUUUGUGUAUAUAUAUGUAUGUGUGUGCAUAUAUAUGUGUAUAUACACACAUACUUAAGUUUGUACUUAAGUGCAUAUAAAUUAAACACUUAAGUACUUAAGUGCAUAUAUAUAUAUGUAUAUAUACACACAUACUUAAGUUUAAGAAGUGCAAACAAUCUUCUUCAAACUGGUAAAGUCUGUAAAAUGCUCCCCCUUGCUCUUGAAACCAGGAUUAAAGUUGUGUAUCUAUUUACGUGUAGUAUCUAACAAAACUAAGACUAAAUUGCAGUACAAAUAUUUGUCAAUAUUAUCAUAUAAGAAAUAAGUAAGUACAUACUUAUCAGCAUCUUAUAUAAAUAUACUUUUGGUCUCCAAAGUAAGUCUUUCCAAUUAUUUUUAGUUCUUAUUAGUUUCUUUAUUAGACCUUCUUGGUUUAAAGGCUUUGUAGUUCUAUUCAUCUGCUGUUUUUUUCACCUGAAUUUAUUUUGAACAGAAAACUUUGAAGAACAUUGUAAUCUUGAAUGAGACCUUUUUUAAUCCCAAGGAAAGCAUACAAGGUGUGCCUUAGCUAUUUUAGAAUAACACAUGCAAAUAGGGAAUUAAAUCUUACUAAAUAUCAAAUAAGGUAAUAAGAAUUAUUUCUGCCCUUUGUCACACUGUUAAAACUCAGAUCUUUAAAGACUUCACUAAAUUGUGUAAAUCUAACUAAGCAUUACCAUUGCAAUAUUCCUUACUUUAUGUUUGACUGAGAAAUAUGAGCUUUUUUAGACCCUUCCCCUCCAUUUUUUUUGUUUAUGAAAAUAAGAUAAAUAAAUUCUUGCCUAUUUCA
Dromaius novaehollandiae (emu) is the source of this 2595-nucleotide messenger RNA. It is a transcript of the gene SLC7A13, whose product is annotated as solute carrier family 7 member 13. Gene Ontology annotation, cellular component: membrane. The transcript has 4 exons. Gene Ontology annotation, biological process: amino acid transmembrane transport. The coding region runs from base 144 to 1610 and encodes 488 amino acids. Gene Ontology annotation, molecular function: L-amino acid transmembrane transporter activity. Lineage: Eukaryota; Metazoa; Chordata; Aves; Casuariiformes; Dromaiidae. The record is from RefSeq and is a predicted model, not a curated record.